AUGAAUGCAGAAAAGUUCUCGGCCAGUUCGUUCCAGCAGGUGCUCGAGAAAGCAAACGAGCAUGCCACCAGGGCCGAGCAGCACGACCGCGACAAGAAGCUGCCGGAGGCCUUCCGGAUGUACAAGCAGACCCUCCAGACCUACCUGACCGUCAUCGAAGAGAUGCUCUUCCAGUGCAUCCGGUUCCAGGAACGCAACGAAGACCUGCUUCGAGCCAUCACCACCUCGGACAAGUACCGGAAGACGCCCAACUUGCCGGACAAGAAGGCGGACGUUGAUGUCAAUGACUUCGAACCGACGUCUAACAUGAACCGCCUCCCCGGCGUCCUUGCCUUCACCCCGGACAAGGCGGUCAAGUGGACCGAUGUCAUCGGACACGAGACGCCAAAAUUCGUGCUCAAGCUUGCUGUCUUAGAUCGUUGUCCCAUCAAGCACCCGAUCAUGUUCACGGGCAAACGCAGGACCCUCAAGUCCAUCCUACUGUUCGGGCCGAGCGGAUGUGGCAAGUCUUACCUCACCAAAGCUCUGUGCGGCUCGGUUAAGGACUGGUUGUGCAUCGACGUCAACAUUGCUACGCUGAUCAAGGAUGCGCCGGAAGGUGCCGAGGAUCUCUACAUCAAGAGCCUCUUCAAGGCUGCCCGUUUGGCCACUUGGGCUGUGAUCAUUCUUCAGGAUGUGCAAGAACUUUUCAAGACCGCUCAGAAAGCGGAAGAUGACCAAAAGAAUCAGAAAAUUAGGCAAAGUAUCGCGGAUGAACUGAAGUUCCUCAACGAUACUUUCACGCAGGAAAUCACAAUAGUAGUUGCCACGACGAAUGCUCCAAAGAUUAUCGAUCCGUACUUUGUGAACGCCUUUCAGAAGCGCAUAUUCCUUCCUCUCCCACGACCGGAGGAGCGCCUGAGGAUCCUCAAGCAGCACGUCGGGAAGGCGCCGAACACGAUCACAGACGAGCAGUGGAUCGAGCUGACGGAUAAGUUGGCGGGAUACACCGGUGAGGAUAUCUUGAGUUUGGUCAUACAGACGUACAAAGACGAAGGGGACCUCGAAUUUGACGAGCUCUCCGUGGCUAUCGAUCAGAUCAAGCCAAAGAACACGGCCGAAGACAUACGGGAUUGCUUCAAGUUCAAAGAGCAAUACGCAAACACCUCUCCUUAA
This is a messenger RNA of Ixodes scapularis (black-legged tick), 1155 nucleotides long. Its product is annotated as vacuolar protein sorting-associated protein 4A-like. The record is from RefSeq and is a predicted model, not a curated record. Gene Ontology annotation, biological process: endosomal transport; vacuole organization. The transcript has a single exon. NCBI's taxonomy places the organism in Eukaryota, Metazoa, Arthropoda, Arachnida, Ixodida, Ixodidae. Gene Ontology annotation, molecular function: ATP binding; ATP hydrolysis activity. The coding region runs from base 1 to 1155 and encodes 384 amino acids.